AUGCGCAAGUGCUUCUUCCCCAUGUCGGACUACACGUACGACAUGCUCUCCGAGGCAGAGUCACUGGGUUCUGAGGCACUCUCGCUUGGCUCGUCUGCUGGCUCGGAGGCACUCUCGCUUGGCUCUGAAGUGGCAGCGGGUGGUGGUGAAGGCCUGAGAGUUGGCAAGCAUGCAUUGAGGGCUGGCAAAGUGGCUUUUAUUUCAAAGGCCAAUGAUGUCAAGGAUUAUCUCGAGUCAGAGGCUGUGCAAGACAAGGCUGAUGUGGCUUGGGCAGAGUCGGCAGCAGCGUAUGAUGUGGGCAAGAAGAACUUGAUCAAGAUGGUGGAGGGCGUUGGAGCAGCGACGAGCUCGUUUGGUAACUUUGACUUUGCCGUCAAGUUCGACUUGUUCCGGGACUUUUUCCAGAUCAUCGGCCUCUUCUUUGCCGGCAUUGAGUGGCCCGACUCGUUCCGCGAGUUCUUUGGCUCCAUCUUUCGUGUCUUCUCGCUCACGCUGCCCGACCUCAUCACCGUCGAGCCGUCUGUUGUCCAGAACAUCUGGUUUUGGUUCCUCUUUCUCUUCUCCAUCUCGCUCUUCUCGACCAUUGUCCGCGCCCGGGUCACCACCGACGACAUCCGCGAGGGCCUCGAGGCCCGCCACUGGGUCGACUCGUCUAAGCGCAAGCGGUUGACGGUCCAGAUUGUGCUCACCAUCCUCACCACGCUCUUCAUGCCGUGUACCGAGGUUGCUCUCCGCAUCAUGGUGUGCGACUCGGAGUGGAUCACUGCGUUUGACUCGUGCUACUCGGUCCAGCACAUCAUGUACAUUGUUGCUGCCGUCGUCAUGUUCGUCAUCAUCUCCAUCGGCCUUCCUGUCGCCUGCUACCUCCUCAUCCAGUCGUACAAGCCCAUUCCGCGCAUCUACAACGCCGAAGGCCACCGCGUGCCGUACGCGCUCCGCAAGACGGUCUACCGCAACGAGCUCAGGCGCGACAAGACCCCGUACUCGUUCCUCUACUACGGCUACGAGCGGUCGUGGGCCCACUACAAGGUCAUCAUCAUGGGUGUCAAGCUCAUGCUUGCCGUCCUCAUCAUCACUCUCUCGCGCAACAACGCCAUCUACGAGGGCCAAUCGCGCGCGCUGCAGGUGAUCCAGAUCUCGGGCGUUCUCCUCGUCAUGGUUGUCUUUGCUGCCGUUGCCUUCCGCAUCUCGCCGUUCCUCCUCCGCGAGAACGAUCUUAUUGAUCGCUGCGGGCGUGUGACCUCGGUCCUCACGGCGUUCAUCGGCUUCAUUCUUGUCUUUGACGUGUGGGACGAGUCCAAUUGGGGCAUUGUCCUCAACGUCCUCCAUGUCCUCAACCUGCUCUUCAUGGCGCUGCUCUUCUUUACCGGCGUCUCGUUUUUUGCCAAGUGCUGCAAGAACACGUUCAAGAUGCUGACCUUUACGCCUGACCCGCGCAAACCCUCGCGGGACCUGUUCUUUUCGCCCUCGCUCAACCUCCUCACCGCCCGCAAGCAGCGGAUCUGGCACGAGUUCUGGGACGGGCUUUUCAUGGUUCAUGACGAGUUCAAGCCGCCCGAGUCACAAAAGUGGGCAUUUGCCCAGCCUUCGGUGACCAACACCAAGCGAGCCAUCCGCGAAGCCUCUGACUCGUACUCGUCGACGUCAGAGUCGGACGGCCGCGCUGCGCGCCCGGCCAGCGCAUCGCUCUUUGCCGAUGCCGCCGCCAAGCAGUCGGACAUUACAGCCGCCGACACUGCGCCGUACCUGCAGAACUUUCAGGGUACCGUCGGUGAGCGGCACUUUGAGAACAAGCGCAUUGUCGAGGUUGUCGGCUUCCAUGCCUAUGAGCACGCCGUGCUCGACUCCAACUCGGACAGCGCGCUCCAGAUCCAGCACGACGUGCUCAAGUACAUUGUCGGCCUCGACGUGUACUACGAGGGCAUGCCCGAGGACGGCGAGCUCGACUCGUUCACUUGCUUUGGUCGCGCCUACGCCCUGCCGUUCCCCUUUACGGUCGUCAUGGUGUAUGACGACGACGACGACCAUGUGUUCCUCCGCGAGCAGGCCCGCCUCCGCGAGUUUAUCGACCAGAAUCGGUUCUCGGAAAUCAUGCGUCGCCGGUACCUCCGGACCCGCAUCCGGGCCCUCGACGGCAAGAUUGUGUACUUUUUCCACAAGGCCCGCAUCCAGAAGUGGAAGGAGGAGCGGCGCGGGUCGACGACCAAGCGCUUCAAGGUCUUUGUCGACUUUAAGUUCCGCCGCGGCAAGCUCCGCAUCACCGGAUACAAGCGCAAGAACCCGUUCCAGACCUCGGACGGCGCCAUCCUCAACAUGUCCGAGGGCUUUGGCUUUACCAUUGCUUACCAAGACGGCGAGGGCGACGACGACGCAGGCGGCCACUGGACCGAUGAGCCGCUUCUCCUCCGCGACACGGACUUUGGCCACAACAAGCGCAACGAGUUUGAGGAGACCAAGAAGAUCCAGCGGCUCCUCUACCACGUCGACAACCAGGCCAUCUGGAAGCCGCGGCACAAGAAGGUGCUCCGGGCCUUCCACGACUACCGGCGGCACUGGCUCAACGAGUUCCGCCACAAGGCCUCCACGCUCUCGUACGAGUUUCACUACCACAUCUACAACUCGUCGUACGUGCCGUACAAGAAUCUCGUGGCCUACCUCCGCAACUACGAGCAGAACGAGCUUCUUCGCACUCUUCCGGAGCGCCACGCCACCGGCCUCCGCCUCCUCUACGAGCGACUGCGGUUCUUCGACGCCCACCCCGGCAACGCCGUCUGGUUUGUCUUUUGGCACGACCUGUGGGCCAACAACUCGUCGUUCUCGGCCUUUGAGGAAGCCGACGAGUACCUGAACCCUGCCAACCCGACGGCCAUCGCCUACCACCCGCUCGACCAGGAGGACCUCGAGUACCUUCUCCGCGAGAUCGGCGUCUGGUCCUACUUUUCGCGCCGCCUCAUGGACAAGCUCUACGCGCGGAUGGAGGAGAUUGUCGACGCCGAUGACCCGCAUCCGGCCCUCCUCGCCCCGCGCGACUUCCACCGCUCCAAGCUCGUCGACUCGCUUGACGUCUCGGACAUCGACUCGGAGCCGUCGCUUGGCUCGUCGUUCACGUCCGGCUCGGACGAGUACACCUUUGCCUCGGCCUCGUACUCGGACUCGUCGUAGUGCCGUGGCCUUUACUCGACGUAAAUCUAGAGAUCCUCGUGUCCGCCAAACUCGUCAAUGAACGCAAGGUGGAAGUCAGAGAAGCGCUCGAUGACCUUUUCGAUGGCGUCCUCCUGCGGGAGGAAGGUG
Molecule: messenger RNA, 3291 nt
Organism: Thecamonas trahens ATCC 50062
Lineage: Eukaryota; Apusomonadida; Apusomonadidae
Exons: 2
Coding region: 1-3162 (1053 amino acids)
Source: RefSeq, a predicted model, not a curated record